Molecule: messenger RNA, 948 nt
Organism: Harmonia axyridis
Lineage: Eukaryota; Metazoa; Arthropoda; Insecta; Coleoptera; Coccinellidae
Product: neuronal calcium sensor 2
Exons: 5
Coding region: 382-942 (186 amino acids)
Molecular function (GO): calcium ion binding
Source: RefSeq, a predicted model, not a curated record
GGAGGCGCCGCCACCGAGCCGCAAGGCCAGUCGCAGGAUUACCUGAGCCCGGUCUGCCGUUCGCAUGCCGUUCCCUCCGCUUGAUUCAGCUGCUCCAACAAACCGAGAGAGCGUCACUUGCGAUGGCAUCUCAGUGAUUUAGUGACACCUUUCACGUCUCGUCUCUUCGGUGCUCUCCUCCUGCUAUGUGUCCGUGUGGCUGCGUCCCGUACUUUCGGCGUCCGUUCGUAAGGUAUUGACGUGUUGAGCGGGUUCGUAUCUGGCCGGCGAGAGGUCCAACCGGAGGUCCAACCGAAGGUCCACACACUGCACAGGACGUCUAGUUCGUUGUAGAGACUCUCUUCUGUUCUCAUAUAUACGGAUUUUCUACACGUCUUCAAGAUGGGAUGUUUUGGAAGCAAAGAUAAACUGUCGAAAGAAGAUAUGGACUUCUUGAAAUCACACACAAGAUAUGACGAAAGCACAAUAAAAGAAUGGUACAAAGGAUUCAAGCAAGACUGCCCUAAUGGUCGUUUAACACCAGCAAAAUUCGUAGAUAUGUACAAGAUGUUCUUUCCUUCAGGAAAUGCCGAAGAAUUCUGUGAUCACGUUUUUAGAACAUUCGAUAUGGACAAAAAUGGCUACAUUGACUUUAAGGAAUUCCUGUUGGCGAUCGAUGUAACGUCGAGCGGUACACCGGAAGAGAAGCUGAAAUGGGCUUUUCGAAUGUACGAUGUUGAUGGAAAUGGAGUCAUAGAUAUUCAGGAGAUGACGAAAAUUGUACAGGCAAUUUACGACAUGUUGGGCGCUUGCUCCUCCAACAGACCUGCAGACUCCGCGGAAGAGAGGGCGAAGAACAUCUUCGCGAAGAUGGACGAGAACAACGAUGGUCAAUUGACGCAGGAGGAAUUCUUGAAAGGCUGUUUACAGGACGAAGAGUUGUCCAAAAUGUUAGCGCCUUAAUAAGUU